This is a messenger RNA of Wallemia mellicola CBS 633.66, 770 nucleotides long. RefSeq lists its product as hypothetical. NCBI's taxonomy places the organism in Eukaryota, Fungi, Basidiomycota, Wallemiomycetes, Wallemiales, Wallemiaceae. Gene Ontology annotation, molecular function: 1-acylglycerophosphocholine O-acyltransferase activity. Gene Ontology annotation, cellular component: mitochondrial membrane. Gene Ontology annotation, biological process: cardiolipin acyl-chain remodeling; inner mitochondrial membrane organization. The record is from RefSeq and is a predicted model, not a curated record. Bases 9 to 755 code for a protein of 248 amino acids. The transcript is spliced from 3 exons.
UACCAAUUAUGCUCACUGUUAGCAGUGCAGUUAAGCUCUUCUACAAAUUUGGCACUCAUUCUCUUAAGGUUAGAGGUUUAGAGAAGUUGACAAAAGCCUUAUCAAGCAGUAGAGGUGUUUUAACAAUAACAAAUCACAGAGCAGUUGGAGAAGACCCACUUUGGCCAGCUAUCUUACCGCUCAAGACACUCUUACAGCCGAAAUACAGACGGUGGACGCUAGGCGCAUCUGAUGUCAUAUUCACGAACGCAAUCUUUCGGAAAUUCUUCCAAGCUGGCCAGGUGUUAGAGACAUAUAGAGGGAAUGGUGUCGAUCAGCCAGCAGUCUAUCAAGCAGCUCAGUUACUAGACGAAGCUAAAUGGGUGAGUAUGUUCCCUGAAGGCAGAAUAAACGUUCCACCACCAAAUUUCAAUCCACAUACCACACCAUCACCGCUUCGUCCAUUCAGGUGGGGUGUCGGUCGUAUGCUCACUCUUACAGAGCAAACGCCAACUAUCUUGCCUAUACACCUCACUGGUUUCAACGAUGUAUUCAAAGACGGCAGGAAAUACACAGCUCUGCCGUCAACGAAUGCACGAAUAACUGUAGAUAUAGGGGAUCCCAUUAAUUGGACGGUCGAGCCACUUCUUGAAAAACUAAAGAAUGACCAAACAGAUGAAAUUGAGACACGUAAAGAAAUAACUGAGAUACUCCGGAAGCAUCUAGAUGAUUUUGGUAAAACUUGUGAUAUAAGAAACUACGAGGAAUAUAAAUAAAUAAAUAAAUAGAUU